GAGCGUCAUGUCAAAUUUUCCAAUUUUUGAGCGGGUUUUAUUUUUCGAUCGUCUUGCAAAAACGAAGCUGCGCAUAGUUUGUGGGAAUCGAGAAUCUGUUUUGUUGUGACCUCGCAGUGGCUAAAUGCAGAAAAUAUCGUUUGAUUUCGGUGAUUCAGUGCCUGAUUGUGGUUUUCUUGUGAGAUAAUUAGUGGGGGAAAAUAGGAGACUAUCAUUUUUCUACGCUCAGGAAUUUGCUGAUCAGUUGCAUCGAAAAGAAAGAAAGAAAACCGCGCUCACCCUCUUCCACCUCGCCGCCUACUUGGUCAACAAACCAUAAUCGGGUGUAAAUUAGUAACAGAAGAAGCGCCGACCGCCAUCAAGCUGGAAGCAAAAGAUCAAAAAUCCUGCAGCGGUUCCGUUGCGAGUGGAGCGGGGAACUGUCCUACUGUUGCUGGUGGAGGUGGGACCAAUUCCAAGAACCGGAAGAUGGUUUCGAAGAAGAGGGAGAAAGACGCGGAAGUGACCAAGCAGCCGAAAAUGGACUCGAUGCAGACGGACCAUGAGCUUUUUAUGCAAGCCUUUGAGAAACCAACACAAAUUUAUCGUUAUUUACGAACAAGAAACAUGAUAUCGCCUAUAUUUUUGAAUCGCAACUUAUCAUACAUGCGCCACAGAAUGUCUCGAUCCCACAAAACACGUAAUGUCUUCAAAAUCGAUUCAAUGCUAGCACAGAAGAUGAACAAAAUGCGUAACGACAAAGCGAACGGACUGUCGUUGACUGGGGAAUACCUGACACUAUUGUUUCUGGGCUUUUUCGACCAGCUCCAAGAUGACAGUAUGUCAGACGAUCAAAAAAUGGGAGACAUGAGCGAGAAUAGUGGCAAGACUGUGCAGGUGGAAACAGUGCUUUUGAAGAUUUCUCACAACAAGCGCAAAGAUAUAUCGUCAGCGUUGAUGCAAGUGGCUGUUGGCAAAUCGGAAGUGAUGGUCAAUCCAGUAGAAAAGGUUGCGGAAGAUAAGGUCCCAACGAUAAGCAUUGCCACAGAAUCGUUUAGCUCGGUUGGAAUAAAUCAGGUGGCCGGGCCACAAUUGUCCUUCCUGUUGCUGUUUAGGGUACAUAUGCACUGUAGUACAGAAAGCAACUAUUGUGCUAUUUCAAAUGGAACCGAUGGCUUUGAGAAUGGAGGAAGUGACGAUGAACCAUCAAGCAAAAGGCAAAAAUUAAGCGGAACGAACAAAUUGUUCGGUACUGAGUUGAUAAUUUAUGAUAAAUACGGUCGAUGCUUACUGAAAGAGGGGGACUACGAGCUUACAGUUCAGGAAAUUCUACCACAUCAGCAACAAAUGCAGAAGUACAAUUCACCGAAAAAGAAUGCCACAUGGGAGACCAUUCAGCCAUUGAACGGCGAUCGUCACGAUAUGGACAUAAUAGAUAUCUACAAACAAAAUGGGAUCGAUGACCAGAACCCGAUCCUAAUGUUCAGGAAAUCACCCAGCCUCAAGUUUCGCCUACAGUGGACAAAAGAAGCAUUACCUGUUCUAGUAGACAGACCACAACCCUUGUCAAUCGUUUUGAACAGUAGCAACGAUAAAGAAAACCAUAAACCUGAUGUUAUGUCGUCCACUUUCAAAAGAAAUCUCAGCAUCAACAUCAAUAACAAUAGCAUCCUAACACCUGCAGCUGCCACCGGGAAUUCCAAUGUCCCUACUCCGUUGGAUGCCAACACUGGGGCACUCGUUCCGAUGGGAGCGUCUUAUCCAACCCCUGGUUCAACCGAACUUAAACUAUACGCCGAUGAACCGAAAAUCGAUCACAUCAUCUACCAAUUUGUGUACAACAACAACUCCCGCCAGCAGACGGAAACAAAGUCAGAUUUCCAUUGUCCUUGGUGCAGUCUUAACUGUGGCACACUGUACCCGUUGCUAAAACAUCUAAAACUGUGUCACGCAAGGUUCAUCUUUACGUACAUUCCGAUACCACCGAACGGAGCACGCAUAGACGUGUCGAUCAACGAACUGUACGAUGGGUCUUAUAACGGAUCGCCGCACGACUUGCUCGGUACCGCGAAUGCCUUCUCCCGGCGGGGCCCAAUGCGCAGGACGGUCGUUACCAAUCUGCUUGUGUGCAGACCACGGAGGCAGAAGCACAGCCUGACCGAGUUCAUCGAGUGCGACGAAAAUGAGUUCGACAGUCAACGGCCGUUCAUCACCGGACAUAGCAGAAUGUACCACCACACAAUGACGUGCCUGCCGGUUCAUCCCAAAGAGUUGGACAUCGAUUCAGAGGGGGAAAGCGAUCCGCUGUGGUUGCAGCACAAAACCAUGCAAAUGAUAGAUGAGUUCACCGACGUGAACGAGGGCGAGAAAGAGCUGAUGAAAAUGUGGAACCUACACGUGAUGAAGUAUGGCUACGUCGGUGACUGCCAGAUCCCGGUCGCACUGGACAUGUUCAUCGAUUGCCGAGGCAGGGACUUGCUGCGGAAGAAUCUGUAUCGCAACUUCAUACUCCACGUGUGCUCCAUGUUCGAUUUCGGACUGGUGUCGCCCGAAGUGAUGCAAAAUGCCAUAAGGAAACUACAGAAUUUGUUGUUUGAAAAUCCGGAUCUCCAGAAGCAGGUAGCCACCUCUCGAAAAGAUCAGAUGGAAUACUGGAACACUGUAACCGUACACAAGCAGGCCCAACCAAAGAUAGAGAAGGCAACGGAUAGAGCUGGCGCAGGCGCAAGCGGAACUCCGUCCACUCCUUCCCAUAAAGCUGGCUCGGCAGGAUCCGGAAGCGAUAAGAGGGUCAAACCAACAAUGACACCUGCCAAAAAUAACUUCUCGAUUGUCGCGAACGCUGCCUCCAGCAGUUCCAUUUCGACGAUUGACAAAAACGCCAUUUCACAAUCCCGUCGUCGAAGUGCAAGUGCUGCCCUUCAUUCCAAUUCAUCAUUAGCCAACAACACUGCCAACAAAGACACACAUCAUUCAUCUGCUCACCCCAAUCCAUCUCAAACGUCUUCUUAUGCUUCACCACACUCCAAUAAACGAUCGUCUACCAGUGCUAACAACAGCAGCAUUGGUAAUGCCACCAGGAGCAGCAACAGCAGUGGUAAUAGCGGCAGCAGCAGUGCCAACAAAACAUCCACUAUUACAACCAGAAGAAAGUCUCUUUCCGUAGCUACCCAAAGGAAACGAUCGAUCAACUGACCUUUAUUCUAAAUAUCAUGGGCAUUUGGUUAUGAUGUGACUGUAACAAAUACUGCCUAUUCAGCCACAUAGUUGGCUUUCUUAUGCCUGAAAUAUCAAAGAGAAGUCUUGAAAGAGAGAAAAAGAAUGUGUACUUUGUAUAAAUUGCGAUGUGUGCGUGCGUAAUCUGUUUGCGUUAGUAGAAAUAAGCAUAAUUCGAUGAAAAUGGGUUUUUGUAUUCGUUCUUGAAUAUGUAUAGGACAAAAAGUUUGGCGAUGAAGAUCGAUUCAAUGAAACAAUUUUAGAAGCUAAAUCAAAUCGAACAAACAACAAGUUAUAGAACCGAGCAAGCAGAGCUAUUUCAGGAUUAGUUAAAAGAGAAAAAAAAACUCGAAAUGAACGUGAUUUGUUUAAUAACUCAAGGAACUGUACAAGUAAGAAAGUUUAUGUCAGUCAAACACUGUAAAUGUAUAAUAAUUGAAUUUAUUUCACUACAUCUUAUAUGUCAAUACAGAUGCUAAGAGUAAACUACAAACAUAUUUGUCCUUUUCGUGAAGUUUUCUAAUCCAUCAACAAACCAGAACGUAAAUGUAUUUUUUGAAAAUGGAAUAUUUAAGCUAUAAGAAAGCAUAUAAGCUUAUGAACAUAAUAGAACAAUGUUAAGCCUAAAUAACCAAAAUCAGCAAAUCUAUUACCAGACAGAAGUGAAAACUAUUCCCUCAUUUUAAAAUUUAAGCACCGUUACACACAAAAGAUCGAUGGUCUUAUCUCAAUUAUUUUUAACUUCUGCUUGUCAGCACGUUUUCAAACUGUUCCUUUGCCAACACAAUCACGAAAGUUGUUUGUUUGUACUACGUUCUUCUUCUACUAUAUAUGCCAUUUUUGAUGUGAGCAAACGCUUAUUCAUUGCGUUAGAACGUUAAAACUUGUUGCGAGCAACUCGAAAAUGUCUUCAUUCUGUUUCAUUGCGUAGUUUGAGUAUUGCAAUAAAAUUCGGCAAUUAAUAUUUUAAAA
This is a messenger RNA of Aedes aegypti (yellow fever mosquito), 4167 nucleotides long. It is a transcript of the gene Su(z)12, whose product is annotated as polycomb protein suz12. The record is from RefSeq and is a predicted model, not a curated record. NCBI's taxonomy places the organism in Eukaryota, Metazoa, Arthropoda, Insecta, Diptera, Culicidae. Gene Ontology annotation, cellular component: ESC/E(Z) complex; nucleus. The transcript has 6 exons. The coding region runs from base 469 to 3174 and encodes 901 amino acids. Gene Ontology annotation, molecular function: chromatin DNA binding.